GGCAAUUCGUUCCUACACCCUUGUGAACAACAACUGCAAAGACUCGUUACUGGCCAGUUUAAGCCCUUCUUAAUCAUGCUUAUGUGGCUUGGCCUGGAUGAUGUAUGAAGCGAGUUGAAUGUCAUAGUACACACCGUCUUGCCUUUUAAUAGUCCCCGUCUCAGCCUUUCCGGUUACUGCACCUUGUAUCUUUCUGAAAGCCUUGUUGCUUCUCACUUAUCGUGGUUUUCGUGGAAACUCCUCUCAAAGCCUUGUCACUGUGAUAGUACUGUACUAUUUCUCUGGUGGUGAACUUUGUCGUCUGGGUCUGUCGAGUCACAAAGAGCUACAGAUACGCUAUAAACACCGACACACCUAACAUCUCAGCAACGCCUUCAUCGAAAAGAUAACACGAUGGCUGUGAUCUGGGGUCUUGACCUUCGAGACAUGAAAUGGGGAAAGUUCAAGAGCUCGUACAUGUUCGGUAAUAGGGACUACCAUUUACGAAGGACGAAGUUCGUGGUCUACCAAAUUGCCAUGAUAUGCUGCGUUGUCUCCGAGUCUAUCGGUACCGCCGCUCUCACAGACUAUGUGAAGCAACAAUCAAGAAUAGAACGCCUCCAUUCGUCGGCGGCAGUGCACAACGACGACUUUGUCGGCAUUGCGUCCUACAACAUCUUCGUCGGUAUCGCCGUCGCCACGAUCUUCGGCGCCGCCUUCUUCUUCGACCUCUUCUUCCCGGAACGUUAUGAACCCCGCAACAUCCGGUGGUCCUGGAGAGUCAGCGCCUUGAUCGUCACCCUCAUGACAUUUGCGGAUGCCAUAGCCUUGACAGUCAUCGUGGCUACGGGCCAUGCGUGGAUCUCGGCCAACUCCCAGGACGCCGCGGAGAUCGCGCAGAAGGCCCUCAAUCCGCCACUGCGAUACCGAGACAACGGACGAGCCAUCGCUAGUGUGGUAUUCCUCUGGGUUGGUCUGGUAGGGACGAUUGCAAGUUGCAUUAUCUUGUGGCUAUACUACCAGCACCUCGAUACAUAUGGUCCUAAAUCUCACACGGCACGUAUGCGAGAUGAGAUCGACAAGAGCAUCCUCAAGACUGAGCGAGCCAACGACGACACGACUGCCAGAGAACAGGCGUACAAGUAUGGUAUUUAGAUUGUCCGGCGGCCCGUUGACAAUGUUACUGGAAUGUCCCCCCACUAGCGAUACUCUUCAUCCCAGAGAGCGAUCAUCUACCGGAUGAAAGUUCUGGACAUUCUCGCUCACAAACACACUCGACGCCUUGCUUACAUCGGCUUACUCAGAGAGGCCAGCGACCAGCAUUCUCAAUACGGAUUCUUUCGGGUUUCCUUUGGGUCCAAGUACGACCGAUGUGAAUCAAUUGGGCACACUUCUUCACAGUCAUCAGGACUGUUAUGAACUGUCCUUUCUUUCUGCUUUCUAUAUGUUAUGCUGGAUUAUCAGACACAAGGCGAUCCCAAAGCGGAAAAUGGUCUUUGCUUUUUUUUCUGUUCUGUCGGAAUCAACCGGCCUGGUUCUGAUGAUUGAUUUGUUAUGAGUAUGAGAUACGAGGCUGCAUAAGCGGGAGUUCCGGAUAAGCAUAUGGGGUCCUCAGAUAGUGAUCGGCAUAGAUGACUCAGUCCCAGGGACGUUGUACUAUGAUAUCAAUAUGUGAAUUGAACGAGUACGAACCAAUGCGGGUCAUCGAUGUCUUGGACUGACAAAGAUCUCGACCCAUUGACCUCAGAUGUGGACGAGUACCUCCGCCGCCUUUGCAACAACGGCUCCCGUCGAUUCCAUGGCCUCCUGUCCUGCUUAGUGUAGCACCGUCGGUUGCCAUCAUGAUAUUAAGCCACAUGCAUCACUCCAGGCUUUGGGCAUCGAGGGCUUGUCAGUAGUUCAACAACAGAAUGCCACGUAGCCGUCUCGUCUCUUGGAGCAGAGAUGUACACAGAUUCCCUCUAGUGACUGACGAGGCAACAUAAGUAACUAUGUGCGGAGUAGGCCAGAUGAGCAUAGAAGAUAAUCCAAAGGGCGGACAUUUCACAGGGAGUGUACACUGUAAGCCACAUGGAGGGGCAAUGUCCUCACGAAAUCGAUACUCGGCGCCGAAGCAUCCUAUAGUUAUCCCCAAGGCAUCCCUGGUCGCUCAAUGGUCGCAGUGGUGGAAGUGUGCACUCCAAGGCCGUCAGAGUGAUUCAUAGGGUGUUGAGAGGACGCUGCCAGACCAAGAGACACCUGAUCACUCUGUGCUAUCUAGAUACCGCAAGAUCGAUCCAAGAAAAUGAUGCCCGAUGGGAGCUGAGCCCAAGUCCAUGGCGGACCUCCGGGUGUACCCCGUACUUACAGCGUACUUAGGUACCAGCGAGGUGUGAAGUCGUGGAUGGAUUGGUGCUCCUCGUGGGAAUGAUAAUGAUAUCGUACCUUCCUCUUACGGUAAACAAAGCUGCCUGAUCAGGACGAAACCAAAGUUUUGCUCAGCCAACAAGAGAGAAAGUGAGAGAUUUCGUAAAUUUCCGCCCUCUGGGUAAUGCCCAAGCCUGUUUACCUUAUUACUUAGUUUAUUAGUGCAAU
Messenger RNA from Exophiala oligosperma, 2553 nucleotides. RefSeq lists its product as uncharacterized. The transcript has 3 exons. The record is from RefSeq and is a predicted model, not a curated record. NCBI's taxonomy places the organism in Eukaryota, Fungi, Ascomycota, Eurotiomycetes, Chaetothyriales, Herpotrichiellaceae. The coding region runs from base 394 to 1134 and encodes 246 amino acids.